Molecule: messenger RNA, 923 nt
Organism: Magnolia sinica
Lineage: Eukaryota; Viridiplantae; Streptophyta; Magnoliopsida; Magnoliales; Magnoliaceae
Product: glutaredoxin-C6-like
Exons: 1
Coding region: 94-495 (133 amino acids)
Source: RefSeq, a predicted model, not a curated record
GCUCCAGACCACCCUCUCUAGAAUCCAUCUCGCCCUCGCUCUCUCUCUCUCUCUCUCUCUCUCUCUGUCUGACGGAAUCCAUUAAGUUCGGACAUGCAACGCGUACGGUGCCGGCCUUUUAAUGACGGUGCCUGUUUGCAACUAACGGCGGGAUCGGCCAAAGCGCCGUUAUCGAUCGACGUGGCUGAAACGACAGAGAAGAGGAUCCAACGACUGGUGGCGGAGAAUCCGGUAAUCAUCUUCAGCCGACCGUCGUGCUGCAUGUGCCACGUCAUGAAGCAGCUGCUGACGACGCUAGGCGUCCACCCCACCGUGAUCGAAUUGGACGAAGGGGAGAUGGCUGCGCUCACCGCGCACGGUAGCGAGGCGGAUUCCGGUCCGCCGGCGGUUUUCAUAGGUGGGGACCACGUCGGGGGUCUGGAGAGCCUCAUGGCCCUCCAUCUCAGCGGCCGCCUCGUGCCCAAGAUCCGAGAAGUUGGCGCGGCCUGGCUAUGACCGUUAUUGUAAUUACCACCUCUAACCGAGGGUAAUAUUGUAAUUCGGUAGAGCCAUCUCUUCUCCUUGCACUUGGUAGGUAUUCCUGCGAAAUCUGGACCGUUCGUCUAGUGGCUCCCCCUACGGAUUGUAAGAUAUCUAUAAAUCACAGUCUCGGAUGAUCCAGACCAUUCAAAUCAAUGGCCUUCAAAUCUGGGCAUCAGUAGACAUUCUGCAGUAAGGCUUGCAAUAAAAUUAACAGACGUGAUCAUGAUAUAAUCUGAUUAUUAAGCUUUGUAUCAUCCACCCACUACGGACGCUCUGGAUCUCAAGCUGCCACGUGUACGGAGCAGAGAUGGAUAUUCCGGUAUAUGGUGUCUUGGGUUCUCCCGUAUCUUUUUGCUUGUAAUGCAUGAUGGGGUUAGAUUUUCUUCUUUUCCAGGCUGUUU